GCCAGGCGACCGGGAAGCACGCGAGGGCAGCUCUCCCUGCCUGUCUUCAUUCACUGUCAAAUCCUAAGGAAGUCUUUUCUGAGCUCACCCAGCAUCCAUUCAAUCAGUGGAGGUUUGGCAUUUGCGUGGAACUUAGGUAUUCCACCAAGAUUAACUUAUGGUAGCUUCUCCUGGAAGUGAAGUUUGCAAUUCCUGGUUAUGGGUCAGGUAACUGGCCAUGGAAUGAUCUCUAAAGGGCAAGUGUUUGAACCCCUGAAGAAAUCAGUCCUGCAACAGUCUCAGCAUUUCUCAACAGAACCCACUGAGAAGAAGGAAGAGGACGAAAUGAAGAGGAAGAGAGUAAAGCCAAGAGAAAACCUCAGCCCAGUUGGUUUACACAAUAUUGGACAGACCUGCUGCCUUAACUCUGUGAUUCAAGUGUUGGUUAUGAACACAGGUUUCACCGAGAUACUGAAGAGGAUAACCGUGCCAAGGGAAGUGGAAGAGAAGAAGAGAAACUUCCCCUUUCAGCUUCUCUUGCUGAUGGAGAAGAUGCAGGAUAGACGGCAGAGAGCAGUACGACCCGUGGAACUUGUCUACUGUCUUCAGAAGUACUAUGUACCAAUGUUUGUCCAACAUGAUGCUGCUCAACUUUACCUCAUAGUGUGGAACCUAAUUAAAGACCAAAUCACUGAUGUGGACUUGGUAGAAAGAUUGCAGGAUCUGUAUACAAUUCAACUGAAGGAGUCUGUGGUUUGCUCUGAGUGUUUGAUGGAGAGUAGCAGAGACAGUCGCAUGUUGACCCUCUCCCUUUCUCUUUUUGACAAAGAUUCAAAACCCCUAAAAACACUGGAAGAAGCCCUUCGCUAUUUCUUCCAUCCUAAGGAGUUAUCAAGCCAAAACAAAUGUUUCUGUGUUACCUGUGAGAAGAAAACUGUUGGGAAAGAGGUCUUCAAGUUAACCCAUUUGCCCCAAACCUUGACAAUUCACCUUAAGCGGUUCUCCAUCAAGAAUUCGAAGACAGAAAAAAAUUGCCGCUCACUCUACUUCCCUCAGAGUUUGGAUUUAAAUCAGGUCCUCCUGACUCAGCAAGACCUCUGCAAUGCUGAGGAAUAUCUUGGAGGGCAAUAUGAACUCUUUGCUGUGAUUGCCCACGUGGGAAUGGCUGAUUUUGGUCAUUACUGUGCCUAUAUAUGGAAUUCUGUGGAUGAAAAAUGGUUCUGCUUCAAUGAUUCUAAUGUUUGUUGGGUUUCCUGGGAAGACAUCCGCUGCACUUCUGGAGAUCAUAACUACCGCUGGAGAGAAACUGCAUAUCUUCUGGUUUACGUGAAGACUGAAUCCUAAUGAAUGCAUCCUAGACCUUGAGAGAUCAGCAGAGAAUAAUUUUAUUUCUAUUCCUGGAUCUGUUGGCACUUUUAUCAGACUUUUCAGUGAAAAGAUACACUAUUAAAAACUACAUAAUAAUUAAAUCUUAUUUAUAAUCAAAGGUGAAUACCAAAAUAUUUAACAAUAAAUGACAAAGUUUACGACAAGUCAGAAUGAUCAAUAUUUCCACCACUGGUUUUUGACCAUUUGUCUGGAGCAGAGUUUUUAAUACUCCCAGUUAUGUAAAGCAUCAGUCCUUUAGUUGAGACUGAGAUAAUCCAGAUACUUGUAAAUGGGAAAUAGUGAGAGGCAUUCAGAAGAUAAAGUACAGUUAGGGAUGCUCAACUGUUUCAUAAAGGCUCAAGUGCUUCAUAAUUGUUGCUAGUUUAUUUGGUAGACGUGUAUUCAUCAUUUAUUUUCCAUAAAAUACUGCAUGAGGCACGAAAUUAAUAAAGUUCUUUCUC
Messenger RNA from Sorex fumeus (smoky shrew), 1808 nucleotides. RefSeq names its product ubiquitin specific peptidase 18 (gene USP18). The record is from RefSeq and is a predicted model, not a curated record. Gene Ontology annotation, cellular component: cytosol; nucleus. Lineage: Eukaryota; Metazoa; Chordata; Mammalia; Eulipotyphla; Soricidae. Gene Ontology annotation, molecular function: cysteine-type endopeptidase activity; cysteine-type deubiquitinase activity. The transcript is spliced from 11 exons. Gene Ontology annotation, biological process: protein deubiquitination. The coding region runs from base 199 to 1323 and encodes 374 amino acids.